GUGACAUUUUAGAGUUGGCUCUCACUUUGUAAAAGUCAUCCUUUUAAUCCUCAUUUCACCCCUUUAACCCACUCAGCACCCUUUUUAAGUUUUAAUUUUAGGCUGAAAACCCGUUACUCUGGUACCUCUUAAAUUUUCAAUUCAACAGUGUUUUAUUUAAGUUUCCGACUUCAUCAUGAUUGAAGUGUUAUUGCUAAUUUUACUUUCAAGUAAUUUAGCUGAGUUGAAGGCAGUUGAACGUGUUUUCCUUGAUCCAGGAAUUGACCCAUUGUCCGAUGAAAUGGUUAAUGCCAUAAACUCUUUGAAUACUACAUGGAAGGCUAAAAGAAACUUUGUUGGAGUUUCUUUCGACUAUGUUAAAGGACUCUUAGGUGUCGCUCCUGAUGAUGAUGUUUCUUUACCCGAAGCAGAUAACCAGAUCCAGAUUGCCGAACAUAUUCCCGAAAGAUUUGACGCUCGUGAAGCAUGGCCAUACUGUUCAUCCAUCUCCAACAUUCGAGAUCAGGGUUCAUGUGGUUCUUGUUGGGCUGUUGCUGCUGUUGGAGCCAUGUCUGAUCGUAUUUGUAUUGCAUCUGAAGGCCAUCAUCAAGUUGAACUGUCUGCCGAAGAUUUGCUCGCUUGCUGCUCCGAUUGUAGAGAUGAUUGCAAAGCUGGGUAUGCUUCUAGGGCUUGGGACUAUUGGGAGGAUUACGGAAUUGUUACUGGUGGCGCAUUCGAAGGAGCUGGAUGCAAACCAUAUAAAUAUGAACCUUGUAAACAUAACUCGACAUGCCCUAAAGGGGAAUGCUUUACUAUUUCUUAUUGCAAUGAAAGUAAAGCUGAAAAGCCAAUUUGUGAAAAAAAAUGCCAACCAAACUAUCGUGAGGAUUAUGAAAAAGAUAAAUAUUACGGCAAGAAAGGUAAGCCUAUCUUUGGAUCUCGAAGAGCGGAAAAUAUUCAGACUGAAGUAAUGACCAAUGGACCCGUAGAAGCAUCAUUCUCAGUUUACAGCGACUUCUUCUGCUAUUCAUCAGGUGUUUACCAACAAAAGUCUAACGUUUAUCAGGGGGAACAUGCAGUUCGCAUUAUUGGUUGGGGAGUUGAGAAUGGCGUUGACUACUGGCUUGUUGCUAACUCCUGGAAUACAUAUUGGGGUGAUCAAGGAUACUUCAAAAUUCUCAGAGGAGAAGAUGAAUGUAAUAUCGAAACCAAAAUAUAUUUUGGAACUCCUAUUUUACCAGAUAACUGAAAACUUGUAUCAAAAGGGACAACUUGACUAAACAUGGACAAAAUUUUACGUUUGAAUUCCAUUGCUUUGUUAUCUAAAUGCCUAAUGACUCGAUAGCUUUAUUGUUGAUGUAAAUAUAUUUUAUGUUGAAUUGUAUUAAUAAACUCAUCUUGAAAACUU
Molecule: messenger RNA, 1387 nt
Organism: Tetranychus urticae (two-spotted spider mite)
Lineage: Eukaryota; Metazoa; Arthropoda; Arachnida; Trombidiformes; Tetranychidae
Product: cathepsin B
Biological process (GO): proteolysis; regulation of catalytic activity
Molecular function (GO): cysteine-type endopeptidase activity
Source: RefSeq, a predicted model, not a curated record